This is a messenger RNA of Zychaea mexicana, 4513 nucleotides long. RefSeq names its product ABC-2 type transporter-domain-containing protein. NCBI's taxonomy places the organism in Eukaryota, Fungi, Mucoromycota, Mucoromycetes, Mucorales, Lichtheimiaceae. Gene Ontology annotation, molecular function: ABC-type transporter activity; ATP binding; ATP hydrolysis activity. Gene Ontology annotation, biological process: transmembrane transport. The transcript has 8 exons. The record is from RefSeq and is a predicted model, not a curated record. Gene Ontology annotation, cellular component: membrane. The coding region runs from base 1 to 4380 and encodes 1459 amino acids.
AUGGAAAAAAGCGGUGAACAUCAGCACCCUCCAUCACCACCUCAGUACCCAUAUGUCCCAUCUGCCGCGGAGUCAGUAAAUACGGUCACCAUAGAUCACGAUUUCAAUCAAAAGGCUGGCCACAAUGAGACUUAUGGCGAAGCGAGCGCGGAUACCGUUAAUGUUGAAGCUGCCAUUGAGGAGUAUCAUGAGAUGAAGAAAGAGUUGUCGCGAAUUAGCCGUCACUCCGUCGCUGAUUUUGACAAGGCUGGUGAAGAAGGUCGGGUGUCAGAAGAGGCGUUUGACCUAGAUCAGUUCCUGCAAGGAUUAUCCUAUGAAGAUAAGCAAGCUGGAAAGAAGCCGAAGCAUCUGGGCCUAGUAUUUAAAAACCUUGAAGUUGAGGGCGUUGGUGCCGAUGCACAUACGAUCCCAACUGUGAUUACAGGCCUUCUGAGUCUUUUACAACCCUGGAAAUAUUUUGGAUUUGGUACGGGCGGUAGCACCAAAACAAUCCUCCACCCAGUGUCUGGAUAUGUAAAAGAAGGCGAAAUGCUUCUUGUCCUUGGCCGUCCUGGUGCUGGAUGCACCACAUUGCUCCGUGUCUUGGCCAAUAUGCGCGCUUCGUAUACUAAGGUCGAUGGCGAUGUUAGUUAUGGCGGCAUUGAUCCCGUCACAUUUUCAAAACAUUAUCGAGGUCAAGUUGUUUACAUGGAAGAAGAAGAUAUUCACUAUCCAACGCUCACAACCAAGGAAACUCUUGAAUUUGCUCUGCGAACCAAAACGCCUGGUAAUCGAUUGCCUGACGAAACCAAGAGAGUGUUCAGUAAGAAGCUCAUCUAUAUGCUGGGUAACAUGCUUGGCUUGACCAAGAAAAUGGAUACCAUGGUCGGCAAUGCCUCCGUCCGUGGUCUUUCCGGAGGCGAGCGUAAACGUCUAUCUAUCGCUGAGGCCAUGACGACUCAGAGUUCAAUCAACAUUUGGGACUGUGCCACGCGUGGUCUUGACGCAGCUUCAGCGCUUGACUAUGUUCGAUCUCUGCGUGUCAUGACCGACGUCCUCCACAAAACGACCGUCUCGACUCUUUACCAAGCUUCCAACAGCAUUUUUGCGCUUUACGACAAGGUCAUGUUGCUCGAUAACGGCUACUGCAUCUAUUUUGGUCCUGUCAAAGAAGCCCGUCCUUACUUUGAAGAACUCGGAUUCUAUUGUCCACCACGCAAGAGCACUCCUGACUUCUUGACUGGAAUUUGCAACCCACUCGAACGCGAGGUUAAACCAGGAUAUAAUACUCCAGAAACACCACUGGAUAUGCAGCAGCGCUAUUUGGAGUCAACCAUAUACAAACGCAUGAUGGUCGAACUUGACGAUUACGCGCAGAAGAUUACCAACGAAAAGCCCGCUGAUUUGUUCAAGGAAGCUGUAGCACAGGAACAUUCAAGAUAUGCGCCAAAGAGUCACCCGUACACUGUGUCUUUCUAUCAACAAGUCAACGCCUUGACCAUUCGCCAAUACCAGCUCUUGUCUAAGAGUUACGAGGCGCUUAUCUCUCGUUACGGAACAGUCCUAAUCCUUGGUUUUGUCAUUGGCUCCUGCUUUUACAAAAGUCCACUAACCGGUGCUGGUGCAAUCUCUCGUGCUGGUGCCGUUUGUUUCACCGUGGUCUGCAAUUCCUUUGUGUCGCAUUCAGAAUUAGUCAAUUUUAUGACGGGUCGCCCCAUUUUGGAAAAGCACAAGCAUUUUGCAAUGUACCGGCCGUCAGCCUAUUACCUCUCCCAAGUCGUAGUUGACGUACCUCUCACUGUUGCUCAGGUUCUUAUUUACCAGUUGAGCUCAUACUUUUUGAUGGGUCUCUAUUCUGAUGCCGGUCGAUUCUUUGCAUUCUUUAUUAUUAUGGUCUGGAUCACCUUUGCCAUGAUUGGUUUCUUUCGCUUUUUCGGUAUCAUUACAAACAGCUUUGUUAUUGCAAACCAAGCAAGUUGUCUUGCAUUUAUCGUAUUUUUCUUGUAUCUUGGUUACUUUAUCACCUACGAUGCAAUGCAUCCAUGGUUUUUCUGGCUACACUGGCUCGAUCCAUUGGCAUAUGGGUUCAAGGCACUACUUAUCAAUGAAAUGCACGGACAAGUCUACUCAUGUGAAGGUCCGGGCAACUCUAUUCCGUUUGGUACCGGCUAUGAAGACUGGUCACAUAAAAUCUGUACCAUGAAAGGCGGAAACCCAGGCGAAAACUUUGUGCUUGGUGACGAUUAUUUACGCGAAGCACUCGGAUUUGAACCCACAUGGCUCUGGGCACCCAACUUUGUCAUGCUUAUCGCAAUUUUCUUGUUCUUCACAGCACUCAAUAUGCUGUUGGUGGAAUAUGUUCAAGUCGGUGGCAGUGGCUCCUUGACGAAACUGUACUUGCCUGGAAAAGCUCCCAAGAUCCGUACCGAUGAAGAAGAGCGAGAGCGACUCGAGCGCCAGCAGAAGAUCACUGAAAAAAUGGAUACCAUCUCGACGGGCACAACCUUUUCUUGGCAUCAUGUCAACUAUUCGGUCCCUUUCAAGGGCGGUCCAUUACAGCUUCUCAAUGACGUUUCCGGUAUCGUUAAGCCUGGUCAUCUGACUGCGUUGAUGGGAUCCUCAGGUGCCGGUAAAACCACGCUUUUGGACGUACUCGCUCGCCGCAAGACGAUUGGCAAGGUCGAAGGUCGCAUCUAUCUGAACAAUGAGGCUCUCAUGAAAGACUUUGAGCGUAUCACUGGCUACUGUGAGCAGAUGGACAUUCAUCAGCCUGCAGUCACUGUCCGCGAAGGCAUGCGAUUCUCUGCUUACCUCCGUCAAGAUCCAAAAGUGCCCCAAAGCGAAAAGGAUGCCUAUGUCGAACAGAUUAUUAACUUACUUGAGAUGGAAGAUAUUGCCGAUGCUCAGAUUGGUGAAAUUGAAAAUGGCUUUGGUAUCUCCAUUGAGGAGCGCAAACGAUUAACAAUUGCCAUGGAACUUGUCGCCAAACCACAGUUGAUUUUCUUGGAUGAACCUACCUCCGGAUUGGAUGCCCAGAGCUCAUACAACAUUGUUCGAUUCUUGCGCAAGCUUGCUGAUGCCGGCUGGCCUGUCUUGUGCACAAUCCAUCAACCUUCUGCUAUCCUGUUUGAACAUUUUGAUCAUUUGCUCUUGCUCGUACGUGGUGGUCGCACUGCCUAUUAUGGUGAAAUUGGCCAUGGUGCAAAGACCAUGAUCGAUUACUUUGAAUCCAACGGCGGUCCCAAGUGUGCACCUGAGGCCAAUCCAGCUGAAUACAUCCUCGAGGUCGUCGGUGCAGGUACUGCUGCUGCUGUCAAUAAUACGUCAACUCAAAAUUGGGCUGAUGUAUGGAUGAGCUCAAAGGAGGCAAAGGCCCUCGAGGACGAACUGGAAACCAUCCACAACACCGCCAACAUGAACCCUUCGCGCAAAGCUCUCACCUAUGCCGCCCCGUUCUGGACUCAGCUUUAUUUGGUGCAUAAGCGUCUUAGUUUGGUGUACUGGCGUUCCUCCGGUUACAAUCUGGGUCGGUUCAUCACUGUCGUUUCCAUCUCGUUGUUUCUUGGUUUUACCUUUUGGAAGUUGACGCUGACAUCGCUGGAUAUGCAGAGUCGCUUAUUCCUUUUGUUUGCCACAAUGAUAUUGGGAUACAUGAUGAUCAUCCUCGCACAGCCGAAGUUUAUGCAAGAAAGAGUCUUUUUUAGAAGCGAGUACGCGUCUCGUUUUUAUGGCUGGAUGCCCUUUACAAUCUCCACCAUCCUUGUGGAGAUCCCUUACAUUCUUUUCCUCUGUGCCUUGUACAUGUUUGGUAUUUACUGGACAGCCGGCUUUGUCAACACCUCAGAGGCUUGUGGCUAUUUCUACAUUAUGCUGGUCUUCUUCAUCUUCUGGGCGGUAUCCAUCGGCUUUGUUCUUGGUGGUCUCACUGAGAACCCAUACAUUGCUGCAAUUCUUGAUCCACUGGUUAUUACGACCGUAAUUAUUUUUGCUGGCAUGGCUCAAACGGAAUCUUCACUGCCCCGUUUUUGGAGCGCUUGGAUGUAUUGGCUUGAUCCAUUUCACUAUGUCAUGGAAGGGUUUGCGGUGAACGAAUUAAAGAACCUGCCGGUUGUGUGCAAUAACGGCGACUUAUUCAAGUUUGCACCUCCCCCUAACCAAACGUGUGGCGAAUACAUGGCAGAUUUCUUUGCCAACGGCGGCUCCGGUUAUAUCACUAAUUCAAACAGCACGACACAAUGUGAAUACUGUACUUAUACUACAGCCGAAGAAUACUACAGUGGCACUUUUGGCUGGGAUGCAGCCAACAAAUGGCGCAAUUUUGGUAUUAUUGCCGCAUUUACUGGCUUUAACCUUCUGGUAUUUUCUGUUCUCGUCUACUACAAACGAAAGGCCAGACGUUAAAACCAUAUCUUUUGUCAUCUAUUAUCAUGUACCGCUUAUUACAGCUUAUCCUUUUCACAUCUAAUACCGCACUAUCUAAAAUGACCCCUUCAUGUUCCCUAAUCAUCAAUAUCUGUAUAUAUCGUUUGUUGAG